Molecule: messenger RNA, 990 nt
Organism: Cydia strobilella
Lineage: Eukaryota; Metazoa; Arthropoda; Insecta; Lepidoptera; Tortricidae
Exons: 3
Coding region: 80-538 (152 amino acids)
Biological process (GO): positive regulation of voltage-gated potassium channel activity; regulation of synaptic transmission, cholinergic; sleep
Source: RefSeq, a predicted model, not a curated record
CUGGAUGUCACUAGUCAAGCAUAGUAAUAAGCAUUAAAACAUGUAUAGCGUAAUUAUUUAGUGACGUGAUUUAACAACAAUGAUUGCGAACUUGUGUAGAAGUAUUAUUUGUUUAAUAAUUAUUCUGGCCAGAGAAGGUGAAUCCCUCCAAUGUUGGUCCUGCUCUUCUAUCUAUGAGCCGGGCUGUGAGGAUCCGUUCAAGCCCAACGAUCUUACGGCGGGAGCAGAGUAUUUUCUUGUCGACUGCAACCACAAUUAUAUAGUUAAUGGAAGUAUGGAGGACCAACACCUCAUGGAGCAUGUAUUCGGCCCUGACGCAAAACCUUAUUGCAGAAAAACAGUUCGUCAAGUAUAUGGGAUAACCAUCGUUCAUCGCGGAUGCUCUUACGGUGAGUUUUCUAAGGAGUGUUCGAAUGGCCGUGGCACCUGCGACAGCACAGCCUGCUACGAAGACGGCUGCAACGCGGCCACAACCCUCAGCCCAAUUACCAUGCUGUUUACACCUAUUAUUACCUUUGUGUUAAAUGAACUGCUAUAAAUAUGCUAUGAUACUCUCCAAUAAUCCUCAGUUACUAAACAAAACUAAAGAAAGCAAGUACAAACUGUAGUAAAUUAUUUAAUAACGAUCACGUAACAAAGCCUCGGACAGACAGACAGACGGAAAGGACAUGGUGAAACUAUAAGAUAUUCUAGGUGACUACGAAACCCUAAAAAGAUAAAACCCAUGUCUAGUUAGUUGGUCACAGAGAAAUCUGGCUCUCUUGCUUAGAACAUUUUAAAGGAACAUAGGGAGGUAGUACGCUAAAAUAAUAUAUAAAAAAUAGUAUAUAAAAAACGCGCUUAGUACCUUUGCAUAAAAACUUCUAUGCAGGGGGGGUACCUUUUCUCUGCAGCUGACGUACAUUAUAUUUACAUUAGGCACUUAUGUAAACAAUUUCAUGCCUACCUUUUUAGAUUUCGUAUCUUUUGAGCUUCGCCGCCAGAAUAAUU